ACUACACAAAUCAUCUCUUUCACAUCUCUAUCUCGGUAAGUCUCUCUCUCUCUUUCUCUCUCUAUAUCUAUAUAUCUAUAACCUUUUUACCCUAACUUUCUCUCUCUAAAAACCUCUCUUUCAACUCGCUCGUUUUCUCGAUUCUUCAACAAGCAAAGAGGUUUAUCUAGGGUUUCAAUACACACACAUUAUCCCCAAUCCAUCCAGAUUUCGCUUCACCUUUCGUUUUGAAACCCUAGGGUUUCAAAUUUUGAAUCGUUUACUGUACGAUUCAUUCGCGCGCACUUAUAUCCUGUUCGAAUUAGGGUUUAGUUGCGUGUAAUCGGUAUCGUAUCGAUAUUGUUGGUGAUUCUAUACACUUGUGGUUUGUUACAUUGAUUUCGAACGUUGAUUUAACCCUACCGUUGAUUAGGUUUUGUUUGUGUUUGAAUUUGAAUCGUUUACUGUACGAUUCAUUGGCGCGUAGUUAGGGUUUAGUGUUGUGUGAUCUGUUCGGUAUCGGUUUUGUUGUUGAAUCUAUCGAUUUGUGUUUCGUUACCUUGAUUUCGAACGUUGUAGAUCGGUGACGUAUCGGUUUUGUUGAUGAAUUAGCCCUAUUGCUGAUUAGGUUUUGUUUGCAUCCAAAUUCGAAUCACUAUUUGUCGAUUUUUCCGCAAAUUGGACGUAUAAAUUGCUGGUAAGGAUACAGAAUCGAAGUAUCUAAUCCUUAGUUUAUGAUCUUUGAGGAAUUUGAAUCAUAAACUUAUUGAUUGGUUUGAUUCGUUGUCUCGGUAUUUGACUUUUUAUGAACUUUAGGAGUUCAUAUAGUCACAGCUUUUAAGGUUGUUGGAUAGAGGGUUUUAAGUACUGUUUCGUGAAACAAUUUGGAUCAAAUGAUGGGGAAAACUAAGAAGGUUUCAAAGGGGCGAUCGUUUGGGUUUGUACCAGACCGUCACCAUGUGGUUGAAACUAUGGGUGACUCGGAAGGGUAUGGUAGUUCGGGUCGUGUGGAUAUGGAAAUUACGGGUUCAGACGAUUCUUGUGCGCCGAGAAACAAGUCCAUGAACUUGAAUUCUGAUUCUUAUCAACCGUUUGGGGUUCCGAUGCAAGUUUUGUCUUUAUCAAAGAUGUCUGGUAUUGAAAGGAAACAGUUGGAAUCGAGAUUGAAACGUGAGCUUGUACAAGUUAGAAGAUUCCGGAAGAAUAUUGAGGAUGGUUUUUUGCCAUCGGGUGAUGUUCAUAGUUGUAGUGCUGGAGAAAGGAAACAUAUACCGAACUUUUCACAGUCUACAAAGAAAAGGGUCCUGCCGGGGCAGAAUCCGAAUGUCGAUGACGGUUUUCGCUCGAAGAAAGUGGCAUUACCUCCGGCUACUGGGAAUCCGAUGUUGAUGAAACAAUGUGAGACUCUUUUGAAACGUUUGAUGGGUCAUAAUUUUGGUUGGGUGUUUAAUACUCCGGUUGAUGUAGUGGCGUUAAAGAUUCCGGAUUACCAUACGGUUAUUAAACACCCGAUGGAUUUGGGGACAGUAAAAACAAAGCUAAAUUCAGGGAAAUAUGUGGAUCCGUGGGGUUUUGCAGCUGAUGUUAGGUUGACUUUUUCGAAUGCAAUGACUUACAAUCCACGUGGAAAUGACGUGCAUGUAAUGGCUGAAACUUUAAGCAAGUUUUUUGAAGUUAGAUGGAAACCGAUUGAGAAGAAACUAUCAAUCGUUACAGAGUCUUUGGUUCCUAUGAGACGGAACGUUCAAGAAACUGAAACUGAACGGAACGCUGCUACUUUUAUGCCUCCGUUUAAAAAGAAAAAGAUUGCAUCUUUUGGAAAUGCAAUAAAGCAAGAACCUGUGAAGAAGGUUAUGUUUAUGUCUGUUGCUGAAAAGGUUAAACUGAGCUCUGAUUUGGAGGCCUCACUAGCAGAUUUACCCGACGCUAUUAUCGAUUUUCUCAAAGAAAAUAGUUCGGGCGGGAAUGCAGCAAUGGAUGAUGAGAUUGAGAUUGAUAUUGAUAUUCUUAGUGAUGAAACAUUAUUCAAAUUGAGGAAGCUUCUAGAUGAUUCUUUGGCUGAUAAACAGAAAAACAUGACGAAAGCAGAAACUUGUGAAGUUGAGAUUCGUAACGAGUCAGGACCCAGCAAUUCAUCUAUGCAAGCAGUUAAAGAUGAUAUGAAUGAAGAAGAUGUAGAUAUCGGUGAAAAUGAUCUGCCUAUAACAACCUUCCCACCAGUAGAGAUAGAGAAAGAUACAGCUGUCAAGAACAGUAAAUGCAGCAGUUCAAGUAGCUCCAGUAGUGAUUCUGGAUCAUCGUCCAGUGAUUCAGACAGUGAAUCAGAUGAUGCCAAUGUUUCAGCCGUUGUGAACAACAUUAAGGACACAUUGGGCUCUGAAGUUAACCUGGAGCAAACAUCGGCUGUUCCCCGUGAUGCAAAAGAUUCUGUAAAUCGGGUGGGCCAAGUUGAGCAGAAAUCUCAAUCUGUCCCUGUAUCUGGUGAAGUAGAUGACCGUCAAGAGGGUGUGAGUGCUCCAAAUGAGAGGCGAGUGUCUCCUGAUAAGCUUUACCGAGCAGCUUUACUGAGAGGCCGUUUUGCUGACACUAUACUCAAAGCUCAAGAGAAAACCUCUGGAAAGGUUGAGCAGCAGGAUAGGGAUAGGUUGAGGCUCGAGAAGGAGGAACUCGAAAAGCGAAGAAAAGAAGAAAAAGCUCGACUGCAAGCGGAAGCAAAGGCUGCAGAAGAGGCUAAACGAGUAGCGGAGUUAGAAGCGGCUGCUGAAGCCAAAAGGAAAAGGGAACUUGAUAGGGAAGCAGCCCGCCAAGCUUUACAAAAGAUGGAAAAGAUGGUUGAUAUAAAUGACAAUUCUCGGUUUCUCGAAGAUCUAGAAAUGCUUAGUGUGGCACCCACCGAGCCUUUAUUAGACGAAAACAGUGUAGAUUGCUUUGACAUGAGCCGAAGAGGGAAUCCGUUGGAGCAACUGGGUUUAUACAUGAAAAACGAUGAUGAAGAUGAAGAAGACGGUGACCCUCCGGCCAUGGGAGAUGAUUCUGAGGAAGGCGAGAUCGAUUGAAUGUUUUGUUUCAGAGGGCAAUUUGGGUAUUACAGUUAUUGUAGUUAGGUUAGAAGGGUGCAAAUUUUGGAUGAAGAUGAGGGUGGUAUGUUUUUUUUUUUUUUUUUUUGAGGAAGAGGAAAUGCACUUGUGAAAGUUGCAAGAUGCUCAGUUGAAGGCUUUUUUUUUUUUUUUUGAAUUUCUUAACAGAAAUACGUUGAACCCCAAAAGUUUUUUUGACUGACAAAGAAUUGGUGAAUUUUUUUUGGUCUCGAUACUCGGCAGAGACCAGUUUUUUUAAUCAAUAAAAACUAUUUUACCUUA
Helianthus annuus (common sunflower) is the source of this 3338-nucleotide messenger RNA. RefSeq names its product transcription factor GTE10. Gene Ontology annotation, molecular function: protein binding. The record is from RefSeq and is a predicted model, not a curated record. The transcript has 10 exons. NCBI's taxonomy places the organism in Eukaryota, Viridiplantae, Streptophyta, Magnoliopsida, Asterales, Asteraceae. The coding region runs from base 873 to 3035 and encodes 720 amino acids.